Aplosporella prunicola CBS 121167 is the source of this 1065-nucleotide messenger RNA. RefSeq lists its product as uncharacterized. Bases 1 to 1065 code for a protein of 354 amino acids. The transcript has a single exon. Gene Ontology annotation, biological process: protein phosphorylation. Gene Ontology annotation, molecular function: ATP binding; protein kinase activity. Lineage: Eukaryota; Fungi; Ascomycota; Dothideomycetes; Botryosphaeriales; Aplosporellaceae. The record is from RefSeq and is a predicted model, not a curated record.
AUGGCAGAUGUGACUCAGAUCGAUGACCGAUAUACGUUGUUGCGCCAUCUUGGAAAGGGGUUUGAGGGAGAUGCUACAAUUUACACUGACAACUUAAACAACAACACAGUAGUUGUAAAAACUUUCUUCGGGCCUUCUCGAAAUCCAAUGCCGUCAACAUACAUUGAUUUCUUUGGCAGACAAACUACACAGUGGCCGACGGAAAUACCUGCGAUGCUUUCAUUUUCAGGAUUCGAACGGAAACAUGGCACUGGUCAUAACCAUGGCGGUCUCCAUGUCUACAAAAAUGGGCUUGUGCCGGUUCUAGAUUAUUUUCUUCUCAAAAAUUCAUCAUCUCCAGAGGUCUCCUCACAGCAGUAUACUUGGAGUAUGGUAACACCCUACAUCGCUGGCGGAACUCUUUCGAAACUCGCACCUCGACUGAAACAAGAGAUAGCGUGGACGCCCCAAGAUCUGGAUGCCAAACUACGUCCGACGUUCCUUCGCCUCGUAUCUUCUCUUGUUAAACUACAUACUCGUGGCUAUUGCCAUGAAGACAUCAAGCCCGACAACCUUUAUGCCCUCACGCCCGAGCAUUGGCUUCUUGGCGAUCUCGGUAAUGUUCGUCAGCUAAACCACCAAUAUCAUUUUUCAUCCGGAUGGCGGCAGGCAAAUCAAUGGUCCAAUUGCGAGCACAACGAUGUCCGCCGCGCGCUCAAAAGUUAUAUGACACUGUUGCGACAUGGUAGCGUAUCGUCUCAGGAAUUCGACAUAGAGUUCUAUGCUGAACGGCAGAGUUGGAGCCGACUUUAUUGGGAUUUUAUGCGGCGACCUUUGUAUGCGACUGAAUUUAUCUACUUGCAGGAGAGUGGCAAAAAGCCGAUCAUCAAUUCAGGCCAUGGGCCGGCGCAAGUGCCUGGGUGGACUUCAUCACUUCCACCGGAAGUGGUGGCAACUGCAGUCGAAAGGGAACUUACAUGCACGAUAUUGAAAACCACUUGGAAGGAGUGGUGGGCAUUGGGUGGAUUUUGGCAGCGCAUUCCGCUGGAGAAGAGCUUGGUGUCGCGCAGAAGUAUCGAACGAUAG